Messenger RNA from Postia placenta MAD-698-R-SB12, 174 nucleotides. RefSeq lists its product as hypothetical. The record is from RefSeq and is a predicted model, not a curated record. NCBI's taxonomy places the organism in Eukaryota, Fungi, Basidiomycota, Agaricomycetes, Polyporales, Adustoporiaceae. The transcript has 2 exons. The annotation marks the transcript as partial.
GGGGCCGGUGGUGGUGCAGAGAUGACAUUGGUUGACAGAGCAGAGAUAGGCUACCAAAUGAGGAUCGUGAGUAAAAUUGAUGACCAGAUUGGGGAAGCUGCUGGUAUCACAUCAUGGGGUGCCGAGUCCGUCGCUGUCUACUAUUGCUUCCAAAAGCAGAGAGCGACGGGGUAG